AUGACUGUACGUCCGUAGCCUCCGUUGCAGACCUUCCAAGCUAUGGUGAGAGGAUGAAGCUAACUGCGCUUGCUGCAUGUGCACAGUCAACGUACAAGUUCAACGUUGUAAGCCCUCUUGAACAGCCAGUUGCGGUGACCGUGCACGUGCCUUGCAGAGGACGAUGCGACAAAGCCCACCUCUGCAACUUGCGUCGGGUUCGAUGUAACCAGUCAUGUUGACGUUCUUACAUACAUUUCCCUCGUCUUCAGGUCAUGACGUGUUCAGGCUGCUCGGGUGCGAUCGAUCGAGUGUUGAAGAAGACAGAAGGUUAGUCAGCAUCCUCGACUCGUUAUUGAAGCAGCUCAUGGCUCAAACGACCUCCAUUUGCUCCUAUAGGUGUCUCCUCUUACGACAUCUCGUUGGAAAAGCAAGAGGUGCUCGUGCACGCGUCGUCCAUCUCGUACGACGACGUCUUGGCCAAAAUCAAGAAGACGGGCAAGGAGGUCAAGAGUGGUGAGGUCGUCAGUUCGGCUUGAGGGGGGGCUCGGGGGCUCGUUCAUGGACAUGUAGAGUAAUGGUGCCAUAUAUUUCAAAUUCAACUCUCCAGUGACCCCUCAGCAUCGAUUGGAAAGCGCCUCUAGCGCUCAUGGUGCCGCCUUCGUCAGGCCUCGUCUUGAGCCCCACAUGUGCUCGCGGGCGAUGCACCGCUAG
This is a messenger RNA of Microbotryum saponariae, 693 nucleotides long. The record is from the annotation of a GenBank genome assembly. Lineage: Eukaryota; Fungi; Basidiomycota; Microbotryomycetes; Microbotryales; Microbotryaceae.